This is a messenger RNA of Papilio polytes (common Mormon), 4025 nucleotides long. RefSeq names its product IQ motif and SEC7 domain-containing protein 2 (gene siz). The record is from RefSeq and is a predicted model, not a curated record. Bases 564 to 3662 code for a protein of 1032 amino acids. Gene Ontology annotation, molecular function: guanyl-nucleotide exchange factor activity. The transcript has 22 exons. Gene Ontology annotation, biological process: regulation of ARF protein signal transduction; actin cytoskeleton organization. Lineage: Eukaryota; Metazoa; Arthropoda; Insecta; Lepidoptera; Papilionidae.
AUUACGCAUGCGUCGUGCCAGUCGCUCACGGCCGUCCGGUCAGGCCGCACGCGUCGUGUUUCGAAUACUCUCGAUUUAAAUAAAACAAUUCAAUAUAACACGAUAAAAGUCUUCGGUGGUUUUGUGAGAAAAGUGAAAAAAACAAACAUUCUGUGUUUGAACACUUGGGACACGCCAAGGUUAAGUGCUAGUGUUGCAAAAAGCGAAGGAUCUCGAGUGUUUUUACCGCGGAGAUCGUCACGGCUGUUGACUGUUUUUUAUCAUUGGUUUGCAUAAUUGUUUACCUAAUUAUAAUCAUUUAUUGACUGAAGCAUAGAUACCUUUAGUAGAACGACAUAAACGAUUUACAGACAGUUGAAGUAUUCAGUGAAAUCAAAUAAUUUUAUGUGUUUGUGUGAAUUAGUGACAAAACAGUACACAAUAGUGUUCGAUAGUGUAUACAAGUGUACAAAAAGUGUCGAGAGUGAUUCGGGCUAGGAUAUUUGGUCAAAGUGGCGAAGUCUGAGUCCCGGGUGGUGCUAGUGGGCGAAGGGGAGGAGGGGGAUGGGUGCUGCUGCCCUGGCAUGAGGAUCGGGGACCUGGGUGGUGCGUUGCUGGAAGCUGCCAAACUGACCAGGUUCUGGUUCUGCCAGAAGCCAGGAUACGGCUUCUCACAGAAGGUUGACGAGGAGGAGUCCGGUGGCGGCGUAACGCUGCACCCUCCGGACGGAUUCUACUCCCACCAGCACUCCAUACACAGCGGGCAUCAUGCGCACAACGCGGAGCCCGACCGGGGCUACAUGGAGGGCAAUAGAUACGUCACCGCUGUACACCGACCGUUGCAGGGUUUAAACCAUUCGAACUCGUCAUGCUCGUCGGCAUCGAACGCGUCGACCGGCGCCGGGCUGUGCGCGGCCGCCGCCGAGCCUGCACCGCCGCUUUACAUCGCCGCGCCGCCAGAGGGCUUCGGCCUCGCCGUGCACAACAACAGGCGUGGCACAGACGUUGGGAUCAUUGGAUCAACGGGGAUAACCCCAAAAGACCCGAGUUUACCCCCUAAAAGGGGUAAAUUGACUAGAGGUCGUUAUGAGAUGUCUCAAGACCUCCUGGAUAAGCAAGUAGAGAUCCUGGAGAGGAGGUACGGCGGUCUUCGUGCUAGACGCGCAGCGGUAACCAUACAGCGCGCGUUCCGUCGAAGACAACUGCUAAAGAAAUUUAGUGCUAUCACUGCAAUGGCCAAAGCUGCCGACUCUAAUGCAAGACGGCUACAAGACGGCAGUGAUCACGGACAACUUGUUAAUGGGAACGAUAUCUACGCAAAUACGUUGUUACAAAAGAGUCCAGCGGGCACGGAGAAAAUGAUGGCUAUGACGCGGCCCAUGCGCUCCAUGUCACUGCGGGAGCGACACGACGUCGAUAUCAACAACCACAUGGCGUGUGAGGCGCAAAACGAGGCGAUGGUGGAGGCGAUGGUUGCGCGCGUGCAGCACUCUGCUCACCAGAUACAUAUGAUCGUCAACGAGCUGCCGCCGCAUCACCGGAAUGACACCGAUAGCGGGGUGUGCAGCUGUUCUGUGAGCGGGUCAGUCACCAAUAUAUCUACAUCCUCGUCGCACAAUGAAUCUCUGCAUAACCAUCAGCUGCUCAAUAACUCUGGUCCUAUAUACGGCAACCUGCUGUCGUCAGGUGGCAAGCCGCUGUCGUCCCCCAGCGCGCGCCAGCAGCAGCAGCUGGCGGCGCUGCAGGCCGCCGCGCGACGGCUGCCGCCAGAGGUUCCCAAGAGGACCAGCAGUAUUACACUUAAUGCGGAGAGCCCGGUGUCGCUGCGGCGCGCGGAGUGCGGCGCGGUGGCGCGCGGCGGCUCCAUGUCCUCCGUGCAGUCCUCCUCCUCCUCCUCCUCGCAGGAGCACCGCCACCACUACCACCAGCCCUACCAGCCUAGAGCACCGGAAGUCCACAUGGCGGAGGGCCAGUUCCACCAGCGUACAGCGUCAGGCUCGCUGUACGAGGGCGAGCGCUACGCGGUGUGGAAGCGGCAGGACGCGCCGCCCUACUACGAGGCGCCGCCCGCCGCCUGCUGCCGCCCCGCGCACGAACACGUCGCGCACCAGCACCAGCUGCCGCACCAGCAUCAGCACCAGCCCGUCAAGGUCACCGCGGUAUCGGAGACGGUCCGCAAACGUCAGUACCGCGUGGGUCUGAACCUGUUCAAUAAGAAGCCAGAGCGAGGCAUAGCGUACCUGAUUUCGCGUGGCUUUCUGGAGAACUCCCCACGAGGAGUGGCGCGCUUCCUCAUCACCAGGAAGGGUCUCAGCAAGCAGAUGAUCGGAGAGUACCUUGGAAACCUGCAGAACCCCUUCAAUAUGGCCGUGCUAGAAUGUUUCGUGAACGAGCUGGAUCUGUCCGGUAUGGCGGUGGACGUGGCGCUGCGCCGCUACCAGGCGCACUUCCGGCUGCCGGGCGAGGCGCAGAAGAUAGAGCGGCUGGUAGAGGCCUUCGCGCGCCGCUACUGCGUCUGCAAUACAGAUUUUGUGCAGCGUCUGCGCACACAAGACACAAUAUUCGUGCUGGCGUUCGCUAUAAUAAUGCUGAACACGGACCUGCACACGCCGAACCUGAAGCCGGAGGCGCGCAUGUCGCUGGAGGACUUCGUGCGCAACCUGCGCGGCAUCGACGACUGCGGCGACAUCGACCGCGACAUGCUCGCCGGCAUCUACGACCGCGUCAAGGCCAGCGAAUUCCGCCCCGGCAGCGACCACGUCACACAGGUGAUGAAGGUGCAGGCGACGAUAGUGGGCAAGAAGCCGCACCUGGCGCUGCCGCACCGCCGCCUCGUCUGCUACUGCCGCCUCUACGAGAUACCUGACAUACACAAGAAGGAGCGCCCCGGAGUGCACCAGCGGGAGGUGUUCCUGUUCAACGACUUGCUGGUCAUCACGAAGAUCUUCAGCAAGAAGAAGUCCUCGGUGACGUACAGCUUCCGCCAGUCUUUCCCCCUCUGCGGCAUGCUCGUUAAUCUCUUCUCAGUGCCACACUACCCUUUCGGUAUCCGUCUAUCGCGGCGCGUGGACGGGCGGCGGCUGGCGACGUUCAACGCGCGCAACGAGCACGACCGCUGCAAGUUCGCGGAGGACCUGCGCGAGAGCGUCGCAGAGAUGGACGAGAUGGAGGCCAUGCGCAUUGAGGGCGAACUCAACCGCGGCAAGGGGCGGCCCAACGCUAACAACAGGAACGUGAUGGAGAAUCGUGACAGCGGUGUGGCGGACGUAGAGAUUGACCACCAGCAGUGUAUGGACCACGUGCAUGUGCAUGGCGUGUCGGUGCCGCCGCCGCCCGCGGGCCCCGCACCCGCCGCGCCCUCGCGCCUGCCGCAGAACCCGCCGCCCACCAACAUAAUCAAGAGGAACGUACUCAGCAACUCUCUAGUCGAUAUCAAUGAUCCAGUGGCGCUAGCUGCGGAGCGAUUGCAGCGGCGCGGGUCGGUAGGCUCGCUGGACAGUGGCAUGUCAGUGUCUUUCCAGCAAGGCAGCCGCACCGCGCUGCAUGCCACCUCGCCACGACAUCCCAACGAACAGCGCUCGCCAGGUCGUCUCUUCGGCGGCAUAUUCCCCGCGAGACAACGCAAGCUGAGCGCCAGCGGAGUGCCCGACAAGGGCCAGGUCGGCAAGAGCACCGAGGUCUAGAGCACACGGAAUAUUCCACAAACUCCAAGUCGAAGUAUUCCACAAUCUCGAAAUCGGAAUAUUCCAGAAUCUCGAAAUAUUCCGCAACCUUCGAUGUCUUCAGCGAGAUGUUUUUCUUAAGUGCCAUCUUUAAUCAAUCGAGUUUUAAGUAUAUUUUUUGCUGACGCUACUGCUUGUUUAAAGUUUGAACCUUGUUUCAAUGGAAUAAAGUACAUUUUGUACUAACGAGUAACUCCGAAAGGUAAUCACAAGUUAUUUAUAAUUGCAAAGUUAUUUACAAUUACAAAAUAAGCGAAUAGUUUCUUGAGAAAUUUUCGAAAUAUGAUUUCGCAUCACAAUUUUCAUAUAAAUGAAAUUUGUGAG